AUGACCACCAAGCACGAAAUUGAUGUCGAGGGCGACCUCAUACUCACUCUAAGCCGUAUAAGCUUUGACGAGGCCGAAGACGGUGAUGAGACGCUGCAAAAUGACGAAUUAAAAGUAUCGUCAAAAGUUCUGCAACUGAACUCGCCCGUUUUUAAAGCCAUGCUAGGCGGGAAAUUUAAAGAAGGCACCGAACUCGCUGAGAAAUCGGCCAGUUCAGCACCUUACGAGUUGGAGCUGCCAGAUGACGACGUUGACGCUAUGUCAAUCCUCUGCCAAAUCCUGCAUAACGUCUACGUCCCCGAAAGUCCGAGGCCUUUAUCGUUAGAGAAGCUUGCGUACAUAUGCGACAAGUACGAGUGCAUAAACGCCCUGAAAUACUGCGGCAUCGUGUGGAUCAGAGACUGGCUUUCGCAGUUCGACGACGAGGUGCCGCACAUGAGCGACUUUUGCCAUCUGUUGAUUUUUGCCUAUGUGAUCGACCUUCCGGUAGAGUUCUCAGAAAUCUCGUGGCGCAUAUUUCUAUAUCACGAGGGACCUUUUUCAACGGCAUCAGACCAAGUCAAGAUGCUGGUGGACCAUCCUCUUUUGAGACACGACAUUAUCAGUAGGUUUAGAUCCUUGGAGAAUGAAGUCGACGAUACUUACUUGUCAUCUUCAGGUUGCCUUGAAACUAAAAGACAUGAAGCCUGCAACUCGUUCUAUAAGGGGGUCAUGAACCCCAUGAUGUGGGAUUGGGACACAUCGGACAACGUGUGCUCGAGAGCAUCAAAGGCUCUCGGAUAUUACGUUGAAACGCUGCACAAGUCUGACAUUCUACCGAGGGAUAUUGACUUUUCAAAGCACAAAUUUUGCAACCUCUUAGAUACGGCCGUUAGCCUCCCCAAAAUCACGAUGAAGGACUUUCCUUGUAUGAGGGAAGUUGGUGUUUGCCAAUGCCGGUCGAAUCGAUAUUUUAGCCGUAAUCUGGGUGGCGAAAUUGAGAAGGAAGCGAGGAAGAUCAUUCAGCAGAGGCGGGUAUUUAAUUGUCUGGAUUGUUUAAAGUCACAAGGCGUCUCAGGAAAGGAGGAGUCGUGUAGAGUGCCUCAUUUCUAG
Molecule: messenger RNA, 1092 nt
Organism: Colletotrichum truncatum
Lineage: Eukaryota; Fungi; Ascomycota; Sordariomycetes; Glomerellales; Glomerellaceae
Source: RefSeq, a predicted model, not a curated record